CUUCUUUUUUUGGAGGUGAUGCCAAUCGCCUCCGGCUCAGUGCAGCCCUCCUCUCCGGACUCCAACCCCUACUCUAGGUAUCGCCCAGUGCAGGCAGACAGCCUCCGGGACCCCAAGCAGCAGCAGCAGGCGGUGGGAGGCGGAGAGGGCGGGGGUGGCGGUGGAGGAGGAGGUAGGCUGCUACUGCCUUUCCCGGCUUGCCUCGAUCCCAGCCAGGCUGAAGCAGGGGCCGAGGCUGCAGCAGCCAUCGGCAGGGAAGCUGGGCUCAGCUCUGGAUUACUUGCUUUUGGCGCUGUCUCUUCCUCCUCCCCCCAGUUCCCCCCUAUCUUGCAGGUUACCCCUUCUUUCUCUUCCCCUUCCUUUUUCCAGUCUUUCUCCUCUGUUUCCUCUCCCUCUUCCACUCCCCCACCUCACCUCACUCCUUCCUUCCUAUUCCCAGCUUUCCUGGAGCCCCCUAGGACCAGAUCCAGAUCUAGAUCUGGAUUCAUCAUGAACCAUCAUCACCAGCAGCAGCAGCUGCAUGGCAUGCCAGGAGCAGCUCACUACCACCACCACCACCACCACCAGCUCCACACCCCACCACCACCUCCCCCUUCUCUUCUUUCAUCUGCCCUGCGGGGGCCAGGCAUGGACAGGCGUGACAACAGCCCCCCAGAGGGAGCUCGACAACCCCACAGCCCACCAGCAGUGGGAGCAAGAAGGAGAGGAAGCAGCCCCACCACCAAUAAUCAUCAUUACCACCACCACCACUUAAGGUCUCCGGCAGGUCAUUUGGGUCCCUCAUUUCAGUGCCAGUCAGUACAUCAAGACCACAUAUGCAACGAUGACAGCGAAAAGAACGAAGAUAGUCCCAGUCCUAAGAGACAAAGACUAUCUAAUUCAGUCUUCGAUUAUACAACCGCAUCGCCCGCCCCAUCGCCCCCGAUGCGACCAUGGGAGAUAACCUCAAGUAGGCGGCCUCCUUCGGCUCGACCCAACCAACACCACUUCUCAGGGGAACGAUGCAACACUCCUGCACGCAACAGAAGAAGCCCUCCGGUCAGACGUCAAAGAGGAAGACGGGACCGGUUGACUCGCCACAAUUCCAUAAGCCAAGAUGAAAACUAUCACCAUCUCUCCUAUGGCCAGCAGCAAGUAGAAGAACCUAGAGCCUUUCACCCACCGAAUGUAUCCCCACGAAUGCUACACCCAGCUGCACAUCCUCCCCAGCAAAAUGCGGUAAUGGUUGAUAUUCACGAACAGAUUCAUCAGGGCACAGUGCCCGUUUCUUACACAGUUACAACGGUAGCACCACAUGGAAUUCCACUAUGUACUGGACAGCACAUCCCCGCUUGUAGCACACAACAAGUUCCAGGUUGUUCAGUGGUAUUCAGUGGGCAGCACUUACCAGUUUGCAGUGUACCUCCCCCAAUGCUCCAAGCGUGCUCAGUGCAGCAUUUACCUGUACCCUAUGCUGCUUUCCCUCCUCUUAUGUCAAGUGAUCCAUUCCUUUUACAUCCGCCACACCUUUCUCCUCACCAUCAUGCUCAUUUGCCCCCACCUGGACAAUUUGUACCCUUCCAAACACAACAGUCUCGCUCGCCUCUGCAAAGGAUAGAGAAUGAAGUAGAGUUAUUGGGGGAGCAUUUACCUGUAGGAGGAUUUACAUAUCCACCACCUGCUCAUGCUCCAACGCUGCAGCCCUCUGCUCCACUACAAUUCAUAACACACGAUCCUUUGCAUCAGGAAGUUUCUUUUGGUGUUCCUUACCCUCCAUUUAUGCCUCGAAGAGUAACCGGGCGUAGUCGAUAUCGCUCCCAGCAUCCAAUACCACCACCACCUUACCACCCAAGCCUUUUACCCUAUGUUCUCUCAAUGCUUCCAGUGCCUCCUGCUGUUGGACCAACCUUCAGCUUUGAGUUGGAUGUAGAAGAUGGGGAAGUGGAAAACUAUGAGGCACUGUUGAAUCUUGCCGAAAGACUGGGCGAAGCCAAACCUAGAGGACUGACAAAAGCAGAUAUUGAACAGCUUCCGUCAUAUAGGUUCAACCCAAACAAUCACCAAUCAGAACAGACCUUAUGUGUAGUAUGCAUGUGUGAUUUUGAGUCAAGACAACUGCUUAGAGUCUUACCGUGCAACCACGAAUUCCACGCCAAGUGUGUUGACAAAUGGCUUAAGGCGAAUCGCACAUGCCCAAUUUGUCGAGCUGAUGCUUCAGAAGUGCAUCGUGAUUCAGAAUGACCAAUCUCAGAGCACAAGUCUAGUUUGGGUGUUCCUAGUCACAUGCGUGUGUGUUUUUAUUAUAUGCGCACAUGCCAACUUUCCAUUGAACUUAAACCGUGUGGCUUCCAGCCUACUCUACACAAAAGGGUCGAAGGACCUCUUUUUGCACUGUGUGAUUUAAUCAAUUCUAAAGCUUCUAAUUAGUCUUCACAGUUAUGGGAUUGUUAUACUAACCGUGUGAUUGGGACUCCAAAGAUUAUUAUUUUUUUAUAUUCCUUAGCUUAUUUUGUGUGUGCACUAACAUUCCCUGGUUUUCGUGUGAUCAUUCCGAGUGUUUUGCUGCAAGAUUACAGUGGAAGUGAUCUUUUAGCAUGUGCUUUUAUAUUUAAAAGGAAAACAAAAAAAGAUGAAAAAAGAGAAAUGAAUUACAGUGGUAGCUCCAAACAAAUUUAGCAAUCUACCUUUUAUUAUAGAGCCUUCAAGAUACUGUGAGUGUGGAAUGUAAGGGUGAAUGUUUAUGGAAAAUUGGCUUUGCGUGUUUGUUUCGGGCACAUGAAUGCAAGGUCAGAGUGUUUGGGAACCUAUAUACCAGCAUGUAUUGAGAAUGUAUGUGUGUUGUAUUACUUAUGCUGCAAUGUAUAAUCUUGUGUGUUAUUUAAACAGUACUAGUACUGUACACUGGUUUCUUUUCUUGUGUUUGCAGUUGCACACUGAAUGCGAUGGGUGUAGCAAUUUUAGGCAUUUCAUAUCCCUUCCCUUCACUGUCCCACAGACUGGUAUAUGAAAAUGGAUUAUCUCUUAUUUUCCAAUGUAUUAUCCUGUUUUCCAGUUAUUAAUUUGUUACUUUUAAAAUAUAUGUGCAUCUGGAAACAGGAAUGGGGGAAAGGUGCAUUUUAACAAUGCCAUUAGAUAUUUAGUGUUAACGUUGAUAAUUAAAAAAAAAAAAAAAAAAAUCCUGAAGCUGUCUGUGUAGAAUGUGUAUGUUCAUUCAUAUUUAUACUGUUUUUGAUUUUGAUUUUUUUUUCCUAAUGCAAGGCAUUUAAACAUGUUCCAAUUCUUCUCCCUUGUGCUCAUCAAAGCAACAAGGUUGAGUGUCAGUUUAUUAA
Molecule: messenger RNA, 3308 nt
Organism: Pelobates fuscus (common spadefoot toad)
Lineage: Eukaryota; Metazoa; Chordata; Amphibia; Anura; Pelobatidae
Gene: RNF38
Product: ring finger protein 38
Exons: 12
Coding region: 19-2220 (733 amino acids)
Biological process (GO): protein ubiquitination
Molecular function (GO): ubiquitin protein ligase activity
Source: RefSeq, a predicted model, not a curated record